Messenger RNA from Ylistrum balloti, 1077 nucleotides. RefSeq lists its product as uncharacterized. Gene Ontology annotation, molecular function: sequence-specific DNA binding. The transcript is spliced from 4 exons. The record is from RefSeq and is a predicted model, not a curated record. The coding region runs from base 199 to 1065 and encodes 288 amino acids. NCBI's taxonomy places the organism in Eukaryota, Metazoa, Mollusca, Bivalvia, Pectinida, Pectinidae.
UUUGAGUACACACAGAUCUGUGACGUCACAAGGUGAACACAUAUACCGCGGGUACGCGAGUCAGCCAUAUUUAUUUACAUACAACUGAAGCGACCGAAUGAUUUUAUUUCGUGUUUGACAGUGGAUCUGGUGUAUAAUUUGUUUAAUUGGGGACAACAGAUAAUCGAGGACAACGUUGAGACUUUACGAGGUUUCGCAAUGAGCGAAAAUAGGAAACGAAGUGUAGGUAAGAGGUGUGUGGCAUACGGGUGUUCAACAAAGUACGGCGAUGGGUUUGCCCUUCAUUUAUUCCCUACUAAUGCCGAUCUGUGUAAGAUGUGGACAAAUUUUGUACAAAAGAAAAGAGACAAGUGGGACGGUCCAACAACGUACUCGGCUCUGUGUGAAAAACACUUCGAAGAUGGGUCAUAUCCUAUGAAAUACGCCAUUCUUCGAUCCAUGGGUCAAACUCCCCCCAAGAAGAAGGUUCUCAAUGCCGACGCUAUCCCCACCAUACAGACGGCAGUUCAAGCUGAGCCCAUGGAUGAUGUAUCCCAACUUGCGUCCCCACUGUUUGCGUCAACACCAAAACCAAAAAAGCCCAGAUCCGCCUUCAUGAAACGUCAAAACAGAAGGAUCAUCAAUGAGAUAUUGAUUGAUGGCCAGACAAAAGACAUCAGUGGCGAGGAACCCAUGGACACCGACCAAGAUGACACUACCCCUACAGUUUUGGAGACACCAACAGUACAGAAUGGCAGCUGUAUUAGCAUCAGUACUACUAGGACAUGCGGGACACAACUGGCUUUCAAAAAGCCCUGUGCAAGAACUGUACGAGUACAAGUUACGCCAUUAACUAAAGAAAAGGGAUGUCAAACUACCAAUAAACCAAAGAUGAAAAAUGUUGAGGUACAGUGCAACAUCCUGAAGCCAGCCAAAGACAAACUCAACACCUCUGUGACAUCAGAUGAGCUGGACCAAUCAUGGAUAUCGUCAGCCCAUGGAAAUGAAGCAGAUGACUCGGACUACCAGCCUUCAGAGUGUGAGUCGGAUGUUGGCUCAGAAUGCUUGAAUGAUGAUGACAGGUAAUGAACAAAUGUU